GGGUAAAAACAGCCCGUAUGAUAGUAGCGGAUUCAAAGUCGGGAUCCAUAACUGGAUCCGGAUCUCAAAGGCUGAGUGAAGCUUCUAUCAAGAGCAGAAAACACUUGCAUCGACCGAAAAGAGAACCUCACUCGCUGGAUGUAUUCACCACAGCUUCCGUUGGCGCGUACGCGCGUGGCUUCGCCAUGGGAGACAGAGAAGCCGCAGCCAGAGCCAGGAGGCCUUGAAGCUUCUCUCCUCCAACUUCUGCACGAUCACCACCACAAGUCUCUCCGUCUCCGCGAACUUACCGAGAAAGCGAAGAAAGAUGCAAUUAAGAAGGCCGUGAGGGUAUCAGAUCUAUUGAUGGACGCAGUGAAUGGGGGAGUUCAAGAAUCUUUCAUCAACGAGAAACGAAUUGAACUCGAGAUUCGAGCUUUAGCUGCAACGAUUUCCAGAUUCAUGAGACAAACUGAUCAGUGGCUUACUGCCACUCAUGCCAUUAACACUGCAAUUAAGGAAAUUGGAGACUUUGAGAACUGGAUGAAGACCAUGGAAUUUGAUUGUAAAAGCAUAAAUGCAGCAAUUCGCAACAUUCAUCAAUAAUGCAAAUAUGCAAAGAUUAACUUUCCGGCAGUUGGUGCGAAUCUGUCCAUCAGUUCCUGUAAGCGGGCUGAGUUUCCCCAUCUUGAGCAUGGCAUUAGCAAAAUCUGUGUAGAAAGUAACAGGAUUGGUGCUGUAGGUUUUUACCUGCGAAUCGGUGGAGCCACCGCUAAAAAGCUGCUGAUCUGAGUGCAGAAGGCCUUUGUUGUUAACCAAAUUGGUGAAAUAGGCAUUAUCAAAUAUCACAGGGCUAGUGGCAUCUAGUGGAGAGAGAUUGGUGUCGUUGCCUGUGCUUGGACAGCUUGAUUUUAAUGAUGUUGCCAGUGUUGAAUCUAUAUUGGUCUCAUUGUAGACUCGGCUUCGAAACAUCAAGCAUCUGGCUUGGCCUGUUGUGUGAGCUCCUGUUAAUCAUGAAAAUGAUAGAAAUUAGUUUGAAGAAACCAAAAUCUGAAGUGACAA
Hevea brasiliensis (rubber tree) is the source of this 1041-nucleotide messenger RNA. RefSeq names its product biogenesis of lysosome-related organelles complex 1 subunit 1. Gene Ontology annotation, biological process: endosomal transport. The transcript has 4 exons. NCBI's taxonomy places the organism in Eukaryota, Viridiplantae, Streptophyta, Magnoliopsida, Malpighiales, Euphorbiaceae. Gene Ontology annotation, cellular component: BLOC-1 complex. Bases 139 to 585 code for a protein of 148 amino acids. The record is from RefSeq and is a predicted model, not a curated record.